Molecule: messenger RNA, 8252 nt
Organism: Daphnia carinata
Lineage: Eukaryota; Metazoa; Arthropoda; Branchiopoda; Diplostraca; Daphniidae
Exons: 20
Coding region: 1519-7401 (1960 amino acids)
Biological process (GO): signal transduction
Molecular function (GO): GTPase activator activity; guanyl-nucleotide exchange factor activity
Source: RefSeq, a predicted model, not a curated record
CUUAUUGAGCCUUUGGGAGAACCGGGAAAGUGGUCUACGUGAUCAGAUGUAUUUUUGAUAACCACGUUUCAAUGAAAAAAAUCGAACGAAAAUGGCGAAUGAAUCAGAGGGCAAAAAGCGAAUUUCGCCGUUGCUCGAGUAUGGCAUCACUAAAGCUGUCCUACACUGUUUGCCUAACAUUCUAGAACUUAAUAAAGCCGCCACUGUAUGCAAAUCGUGGAAUGAAACGGCGAAAAUCAUUAAGAAGAACAGAAAUCAAAUAUACUCCACAUCAAAUAUAGAUUCGUACGAAGACUACUCUGGUGUACAAGAGCUUUUGUCUUGUAUGAGGAGUCAGCCCUGUAUUUGCCUUGUGUUUCUGACUCAUGCAGGGUUGGCUGAAAUACCUCCACCACUUCCCGAACUGAAAUUAGAUGGUCACAAUGGGGCACACUUUGGCCGAUGUACAGAAUAUAGACUGUUGCAUUACCUCAGAAGAAGCAUGCCUUUAGACUGUGCCAUUGUUGGAGGUAUAGCAAACGGAGUCGUCACAUCCACACCUUCUCUUCUGACACACGAAGUAGAAGAAGGAGAUGGUUACGGAUUGUUAUUCAUCCCUGAGAUACCAAAUUUUUCUAUAAGAAAUUUUCAUCUUGAUAGACAGAAGAUGAAAAAUGUUGGCAAGGCAAUAACUAGUCAAACAGAGGAAGUUGGGCGGCUGUUAAAUAUCAAGGAUGAUGAUCAAGUCCAGUGUCUUAUGUUACUGGGUACUGAUGCGUAUAAAGAAUCCAAGUGUAUUGAAGCCCUCUGUCGAUAUUUUCAAGACAAGCGAAACCAGAACAUAGCCAUUGGAGGUGGAUUUGUGGAAGCAGCUAUCCAUCCGGAUGUGGUGGAUGGCGAUCGCGAGUAUGGCAUCACAGGGCUAGUUUUCUGCGGCCCGAGAGUUAAGGCCAACUCAGUUAUCGUUCCACCUGAUGCUACCACCGAUUCCGAUAUUGAACGAAUACUUCUUCAGUUAAAGGAAAAACAUUUCGGCUCCUUUUCUGGCGAGAAGAUGAAAAGCAUUGGCUUCAUGGUCGCUUGCGUUGCCAGAGGUACUCAUCUCCACGGUCGGUCUGGUGUCGAAUCAGCAAUCUUCCACAAACAUUUCCCUGCCACGCCAUUGCUGGGCUUUUUCGGCAAUGGUGAAAUUGGCAUCAAUUGCCUAGGCCCAGCUUCACCAACGACAACUCCCCAGUCAUUCCAAUCCAACCUGCCUAGUGCUCCCAAAAAAUCACGAAUCACAUAUCUCCACUCUUAUGCCACCACAUUCACCUUGAUCUCCUUCCCUGUCGAAUAACAUCUACGAGUGACUGAUUCCAGCAGCACCAGGACGUCGAGACUGCAGGCAGAUUGAAUCAGGAGAUGUCCCCGUGUGCUGCUGGAUGAUGCCGGAUUCAGCACGUCUAGGCUGAAUAGUUCCACGAUCGCAAGUUCCAAUCGAAAAUAGAUAGAAGAAUAUUUUAAGAAAAGAAUCCAUCGUUGAAAGCAAACGAAAUCAUGAGGGAAUAUCACGUUUUAAGCGCCAUGGUGACUGAAGCUCCGCGUAACCUGGGCCGGCGCAUUUCACGUCGUCUCAGCAUGUCAGUGGCCAAGGUUCCAACGUUCAUCCAGUCGAAAUUCCGUACGGAUGUGGAUGUCGCCGAUUUCAGCGCCAGCGGAGGAAGCGCGGCCGGCGGAGGUGUCGCCAAUAAUAACGGGCAAUGGUGGCCCCAGCAAUUGAGGCGCUCCCGGCCCGUCACCCUUCACAUCAUUCUGCCCAACGGAAUCGAACGCACGAUCACGUAUGCCGGAAAGUGCACCGUCAGGCAGGCGGUCCAAUCGGUGGCGCUCGAGCUGCACAUCUGUGAAUUCCGGCUGCGCAUGAGCGACACCCUGGCCAUCGUUUCGCCCGCCGCUGAGGUCUCCCUCUUGGACGGCGAUACCGUCCUGUUGGAGGACGCCACCCGAGUCCGCGACGAACGUGGAGAAACGGAUGCGCGGUUUCGGCUGACCGAGGAUCUGCUCGACGCCGAGCGCGAAUUCCUCGUCAGCCUGAGGACCAUCUACGACAUCUAUGCCCGGCCUUUGAGGAAGCUCUGCUCCAUUAGCGACGAAGAGCAGAAACAGCUCUUUGGCGGCGUCGAGCCCGUCCUCUCCGUCAGCAACAUGCUUCUCACCAAGCUGGAAGACGCCCUUGCUGCGUGGGACCCGCACGAGACCAAAAUCGGUUCGCUGUUUUCCAAACAAUUCUGGAACCAGUUCGACGACUACUUCCGUUUCUUCACGCACGCCAAGGAAUUACUAAGGGAGAAACAGUGUCGCGACGAGGAAUUCAUCGAGAUCUGCAAACUGAGGCAAGGAGCUGCUUUGCACACCAUCGAUUCGCUGCUCGACCUACCGAUUCAGCGGUUGGCCAGUUAUGAGCGCUACUUUCAGGAUUUGCUGUGCGAGACGGCCGCCGAUCAUCCCGACCUUGACGACGUUCACAAAGCACGCGAUAAAGCUCAAGAGUUGGUGAAACGCUGCGAGGAAGAGAUCAAUCAGCUGGACCGAGUGCAGAACCUGUUCCCCAACGACCAGCUCUAUCUCCACGACAAGGAUGCUCUCAGUCUGAAGAUGAAAGGUCUGAUCCGGAAGCGGUCGACAACGGCCGCUCGGCUUCAACGGGCCUUUUCGGCCAAGAGCCUACGCACCGCCGCCAAUCCGGCGGUGAGCGUCACACCGUCCGGCUCCAACGGCAGCCCAGGCGGCAUCGAAAUGGGAGCCGAUAGCCCCGCCGUCCAUCCGUCGCCGUCGCUAGCGACCACGCCCAACGCCAAUCAUAAAACUCCCGUCGAAAAGGAGAAGAGGCAGUUUAUUAUGGAAACGUCUGUUCAAUUCAUUAACGGAUUGCAGAGUCGCGAUCGGCACUUGUUUCUCUUCAACGAUUUGCUGCUGAUCGCCAAAGCGCGUUCUGGCGGCCACUUUAAAUUGAAGGACAAAGUGCGCAUCUCGGAACUUUGGCUGUCUACCGGAAUCGAAGAAGUGGCCGAGGGUUCUGCCGGCAAGUCGCGCGACACUUCCUUCGUCAUCGGAUGGCCGCCGUCCGUCAACCUGGUCGCCACUUUCAGUUCUGCGGCAUUGCGCGAUCUGUGGUGGAACCGACUGGGCCAAGCCGUCAAAGACGAACGGGAUAAAGAGCCUAAAACUACGACUAUCCAGAUCACCUACCACGACGCCGUCCAGGCCAUCGGAUAUACCAAGACAUUGUCAGUGAGUCCGACGGAGACGGUGCGCGACGUCAUCAAGCUGGCGCUGUCGCAUCUGGAGAUGUCCGGCACGGCCGACAUCAACUCGUUCCGUCUGUGGCUGAAAACUGGCGCCGCAUCGACAUCGACGUCGGCCAUCGACAGCGACUCGUCGCCUUAUCCGCUCAUCGGUCACGAACUGCCGUUCGCUAUCAAAAUGAACUGCCUGCGCGAGUACAUCGGCCGCUCGGCCGUCGACAAUGACAACAGCAUGCACAUGGAGAGCAACGGCAACGGACUGAGUAUGCCAAUCGACAUGCUCGAUCAUUGCAACAACAUCUACAACGCAGAUCCGGCCGCUCGCUGCCAAUUUAUCCUCAGGAGUGUGCAGAAACCCAGUUUUAAUGGCAGCGUGCUGGGCAACGCGAAGCAAGUGGUGGCGACCAAGACGAAUGGCGCCGGCGGCGCUGGCAAGGCCAAGAAAUCGCCGACGAGGAUACAGAAGGUGUUUCGCAGGGUGCAGAGCAAACCGGAUUCGCUGGAGACGAUUGGCGCCGCCAAUCCGACGUCGCCCACUUUAUUGGCUGCUGCCAAAGCUGGCGCUUUCUUUGGCCAGCCGCUGGCGAAAAUUUUUGCGCAGGCCGACCAGUUGCCUCAACCAAUUAUGGACAUGCUGCUGGAACUAAGAGCCAAAGGUCCGCACACGGUCGGCAUUUUCCGCAAGUCGGCCAAUGCUCGACAGGUCCGUGAGAUCCGCGAGCGCAUCGACGCCAACGGAACCCGCAUGGACUGGAAUAACGUCAACGCCGUCGUCACGGCCGUCGUCUUCAAGGAUUUCCUCCGUUCGUUGCCCGACAGUCUUCUCUGUUCCGGCAUGUACGACCAGUGGCUCCAGGUGGCCGCCAUGGACGGCCAAGAUUCGGCCCUCGAUAAAAUUAAAGGGUUGUGCGAUCGGCUGCCCAGUGCCAACGUGACGCUGUUGCGCCAUUUUCUGUGCGUGCUCCUGCACAUAGUGGCCAAUUCUUCCCACAAUAUGAUGUCAGCCUCGAAUUUGGCCGUCUGCGUCGGGCCGAGCUUGCUCUGGGCGCCAGUUUCCACUUCCAACGCAUCCGCCGCAGCCCUGAACCCAGCUCUAGCUCUGAGCGCCGAAGCCACAGCUUCGAAACAAGUGCCCGCCCUUGUGGCCGUUCUCAUUGACAAGUGCACGCUCCUCUUUGGCGCCGAGACGGCCAAUUUGUUGAAUGACAAACCACCAGUAGCCACAUCCGCAGCGGAAGCGCAGAACAGUAGAAGAGUGAGCUGUAACACGAAUGGCGUGACGACCAACGGUCACAGCCGGAGUCGCCAAGCUCCCGUACAAAAACACAUGGCCAGACAAGGAUUGAUGCAGCACGAUUCUGGCAAUGAAGAAUCCGACAGCUUGCAUAGCCUCUACCACUCGGAUGUGAUGCGCCGAGAUGAUUCGUCCAUCGACAGUUUGGAACGAGAACUUUUGGGCGAUGGAUUGGAACACGAUCACCACGUCCACUCGAUCCAUAUGAGACGCGACAAGAUGUCCGUCACGAACUUGUCGCGCGAUUCCGGAUUGACGCUGUCCGAUACGCAGCUUUACACUCCGGAUGAAGACAUGGAAGAAGGCAGUGAAUCUUCGUCUUCGGGACGAGGAUCCGACCGCGACAAAUCGAGAAACGCCGUCCAGAUGCGAUCGCGGUCCACCACUGCGUCCGCCACCAUCGUGUCCAGUCGCAUGGAUCAAACGCGCUCCUUGUACGCCGUACCGUCCAUCCGCAACGGAGACAAGAAUGGCAUCCAAAACGGAUCUAUCCGUCUCCUGGAUAGCUACGGAAAACUCAACGGCGGGCCGUCUAGCUAUACCCCCGUCUACGACCAUUCGCGUCCGGAUGCUGUUUACCGUAAGCUCUCGGACGAUGUUGUCUACGCCGUCCCCAAGGCGACUCCGACCGUCGUCCUGGGCGAAGAAUACCAGUCGGGUGGGUCGCACUUCCAGCGACAGGACUGGUUCAGGCGCAAAUCGCACAACCGCAAGCAAUCUGGCGGAGUCAAAUUCGAUUCGCCGCCCCUUUCGGGCAUGAUGCUUCGCCGUAGCGCGUCGGAUGAGAGCCUGGCUAAUGGCAAUCAAUCGCAAGAUAUCCAUUAUCAUCAGAACUACAAGAAACCGGCCGCACACCGCAAAGGACGGGCUCCUGCUCCGCCCGUCGGCAGCCGAAUGGCCAUGGAUUGCAUGGAACUGUCGCGUCGAUCGAAAUCCGACGCCAAUCUCGAUCUUGAUGGAUUGCGUUUCUACGUCGACGAACCGGAUCGCCGUGCCAACGGGCAUAAAAGUCCGUCUCGCUCCGGCGGAUCGAUCCGACCGAGUCAUUCAACACCGCACAUAACGGCCGAGGAGCAGGCCUCGACGGCCGACCGUUCAUACGAUUCCAGUACCCUCAGCGACGACGAUUCGACUCCGCACGUCAGCCGUUCCAACUCGCGCGGAUCCAAGGACUAUCGGGCGGUCAAUUCCGCCUGGGAAUCCACUUACGGAGCUCUAACUGUUCCAGUUCCUGCUCCUAUUCACAUCAUCGUGUCGCAAGACGGCAUGGGAUCGAUUGUGUACCCUAGCAACGGAACGCCGUCCACCAAACAUUCCAGCCGGAUGAGCAGUGCAAGCACCAACAGCUCGAGCAGGAUGACGACGACCUCUACUCCGCACCACGAGCACAGAUCGAGGCAAGCGGAACGCCGGCCCGUCGUCAGUUGCGUGCCCGCAUCCGGCGGCGGCGGCGGCGGCGGCGGCGGCUCUUCGUCUCGUUCUUCUCACUACGCCGCCACUCCGCCGAGCGGAUCGAGCAGGUACGCCGAUUACGACACGGUCAUUUACGCCAGCAACGGCGGACGUCGUUCGCGCGAGCAGCGCUCCGAGGACACCAGUCUCUAUUCGGUCCAUUCCAACGGCAGCGGGUCGCUGAGUGGCACUCCGGAUAUACCCAGCUACGAGGAAGCCAUGAUGAGCAGGCGCCAAAGACAUCAGGGCACGCCGCAGACGGGCGGUACAAACUGGACGACGUGGAAGGAGAAAUCCAACCACAACAACAGCCUAAUUCAAGUGCGCGCCUCGCCGAUUCGCCUCAACGGCCAGCAGACGGAAGAAUCCGGGUGGGACUCUGAAGGACUGACGCCACCGCCUCUACCGCCCAAAAGCGAUCCGAUCCCGCCGCUUCCGCCCAAGCAAAAGAUCCAUUUGCGUUCGCACCCGGUGCGGAUGCGAGUCAACAACUCGGCGCAGUCGCCUUCAACGAACCGAACUCGGCCUGUAACGAUCCAUAUGGACGCUUCCAUUCUGUCCAGUUUGGACGGAAGUGGAACUUCGAGUCCGACUCAGCCUCCGUCGCUUCCGCGCAAGGAGCGACGCGGCAACAAUGUGAGCGUCGUCUCGAUUGAGAACAGCUACACUCCGCUCCACCGCUCUUUCGCCUUUUCCACCCACAACCUCCGCACGGCCAUGGAGAACGCCGGACGGGAAGAGUGGACCACAGCCAAAGACGACGACCAGGAAGAUUUGAGCGACCAGGAGAGAAGGGACCAGGAAAUUCAGACGUCUGGACACUGGGCCCAGUUUUGCGAGAUUGAGACGCAGACUUCGCUCUCACCGCAACCCAGUCUGACUCCGUCUGCCUCUUCGGCCGACGAAGCUCCUCCUCCGCCGAAACUGACGGUCGGCCGCUACGAGAAAAACACUCGAGGCGUCAACAGGAGACGCGAAGUGGCCGUCGAGACGGAACGCAGCCGUCCGCGAACGAAGGACUCGUCCACCGGGAGAGAUGGAUUGGGGCUUCACCGAUCUCACUCUCUCCCACCACUGGACAAGGUGUCGUCUGAAGACGGGUCGGACGACGACGACGAAGAUGUCGAAGAUGUCGAAGAAGAGAAGCAAGACUUCGCCAGUCAGCCGCAACAGCAGACACCGAGCACCGCAACUAGUCAGGCACUCCGGCGGGCUGAAAUCAGCUGGAGUGUCUCUCAACUCCGGGCUCUCUUCAACGGCAACUCUAGCGUCUCCAGCGGUACCAGCAUUCCGCCACCGUAUCGCUCUCCACCUGCUCACCAGCAACAACAGCAGACGAGACAACGAUCCGAAUCUACCGACAGUUACGGAGAGGAAUCUUACGUUUGACCAUCAAACUUGUAACAUUCCAUCAUCACUAGAAGACGAUGUGACUUCUUCAUCAACAUUUUUGUAUUCUUUUUCAACAGCGUGGGAGAUGAGAAAGACUUUCAACGUCCCACGCUUCACAAUCUUGACACUGUACACUUGGAAAAAAAAAAAAAAAAAAAAUGGGGGGGAAAAAAAACGAGAAAAGAAAAAAAAAAGAAAUAUUAAAAAAGAGAGAAUGGGAUGAAUUAAAGUUUAUCCUACUUCGUGUUUGAGAUUAGCCGCUUCACAUUUGCUCCAGAUCUACAAUAGUUUAAGUGCUGCAUAUAUACAUUAUACAUAUAUACAUAAAAGUACAUAUUACAUACCUACAUACACGCAUGCAUAUAUAAUUCUUUAAUGAUGUCAUUCUGCUCAACAUAACUCUUUAAGAAGAAAGAACCCCCCCCCCCCUCCACAUGCUUCCAAGCACCAGGUUUUUUUUUUGUGUGUGUGUGUGUGUGUGUGUACAUAUAGAACAGCUAUUUGGUUCAUCGGUCUCCCAACAGAAAAAAGAAAAAGAAAAUUAACUGCCUUUUUUUUUUUUUUUGUUUAAAGAAAAUGAUUUCAUGGGAAUAUCCCUAAUAUUAUUAUUACCGUUUUCUCCUCCCUCCUCUCCUUUUUUUUUUCUUUCUUUUGUAUUGAAUUUCAUAAUUUAAAAUAGCCACCAAGUUCGUGGAAUCUCGAGGUAGGAGAGCUUUUGUCCCUUGUUCGUGUGAAUUGAAAUGGCUGAAAAACAUGCAAAAGUGCACUUUAUUCUUGUACAAUACAUGUUCAACUUUUGUCAUUUGUGUAACUCUUUAAAUACACAAUCCUUAUUUCCAUUUUUAAAA